AUGCACAUGGUAUCAUUUUCUACUGAGCGACGUCCGUAAGCCAACAGUUGGAGUUUGACGCAUGCACAUCUUUGCUGAUAAAGGCUCCGCCUUUUUGUAGACAACCCAUCACUUGGCAGAAAGUGAAGUCCGUGAUCCGUGUGCGUUCACACUGAAGCAGAGUCGCCGUCAAAAUCGGUGAACUAUUUGGCAGUAUUUCCGCGAGGUAAGUCGUGAUGAAUUCCCUGUUGACGGUUACUAUCUCCAAUUUUCUUGCAACGUUUACCCGCUACUAUAUUCUGGUCACAUGGAAUAGAAGCAGACAAGCAGCGGAAGCGAUUAGAAUCCACGGUUGCACGCCCAUCCCCAGGAUCCUAAGCCGAAACCCAAUCUUGGCCUUUGAUUUUUUUAUCCAAGUGCAAAAGACGGACGCCGCAGGACGUCGUUCAGAUGUAUACAGAGCACUUCGUCAAAAAUAUGGACAAACUUUCUUGAUGGAUUCAUUGGGUAAUGAGCUUGAAACAUCCCAGCCAGAGAUUAUCCAAGGGAUAUGUACAAUAGAAUUUAACGCCUGGGGCGUCGGUCCCAUGAGGGGACCAUUGGACCCCUUCUUCUUGGUCCCGGUAUCUCUACAUGUAUUUCAAACAAAGGGUAAAGAAAUGUCUGUGCUCAAAUGACUAACUGUUAAUCAAUUCUAGAAGACGGUGGUCUCUGGAAGCAUUCGAGGUCACUCGUUCAACCGACCUUCAGCAGAGCUGAGAUUGCGGAUUUGGAUGAUUUUGAAUGGCACGUUGCGCGCUCUUGACUCACAUCCCAAAAGACGGCUCAGCCUUUAACAUGCCCCCCUCCUAAAAUAACUGGUCGGUAAUUCUGAUGACACCCCCGCAUGAAUCAAAUAUAGAUGAAGCAAGAAACAAACUGCCUCGACUUUUGUAGUUCCUUGAUACAUCAACAGAAUGCCUUGCUCAGCAAACGCCUGUUGAGACGGACAUUUUCACGAAACCGUUUAACGAAUCUAUUUUGAGGCUGGCAUUGCUUCUCAUCUUUAAACCUAUUCAAUGACCACUUUACUCCGAUCCUUGGUGGAAAGAAGUCUGCACCAAUGUCCACGCGUUCGUUGCAAACGUAAA
Sclerotinia trifoliorum is the source of this 1109-nucleotide messenger RNA. The record is from the annotation of a GenBank genome assembly. Lineage: Eukaryota; Fungi; Ascomycota; Leotiomycetes; Helotiales; Sclerotiniaceae.